CUGACAGCGGCUGUCUGUCGUAAACAUUUACAGUCAGCAGCACUACAACAUCCCCCUGCAAGGUGUGUGAUGCCCGACGUUUUGCCACUGAGCCAACCUGUUAAGCCGCUUAAAGAGAGGCUCGUCUAAUAGGUGGCACUGACCUUCAAGCUGAAGGGUCAAACAUUGUGAAGGUGGAGCCUGAUGGAUUAUGGUGAACAGUUUGAGAGGGAGGGCAGAGUCAUGUCACAAGGUCAGGUCCACGGUGCUGAUCUCUGUGAUAAUCUACCCAACCCCGGGGUCCUCACUGGAAAUCUCAAUGAGACACACAUACUCACACAGGCUCAAAGUAAUUCUCCCAUAAAAAACGAGGAGGGAGAGGAGCAGAGGCUCAGCCAACAAGCCUAUUUCAACAACAAUGGGAAAGAUAAGGGAGCAUACAAGGGACAGCAGAAGGAUGAAGAAGAAGACACUGAUGAGGUGAUGAAGGAAGAAGAGGAUGAGGAGGAAGAAGUAUCAGAGGCAUCAAGCUGUUUAAUAGGCUGCCAGUCACCGGACACCCUCAUGACUGAUUCCUCUUAUUCAGAAACUGGCAGUCUCUUGGAGACUCCAUAUCCUUACAGUCCUGGAACCAGUCCAGAGCCUACGUCCCCCAUCAUUCCAGUGGUCAGUCCAGUGGAAACAAGCCAGGGUGAUUCUGAGGUGGACUCGUGUAACUCCAACACUAAACCAGAUGUCUCCACCACAGGGUCCAUUACCUGCUCGCUAGGACCCACCUGCACCAUGGGGCCUAUUGAUUCCACUACACAAACUGUAACCUCAGACACAAAGCUCUUUAGUGCAACUGGGCCUUCAUGUGUCACAGAGACACAGAUACUUACAAAAACUACCAACUCCAGUUCAGGACAGUUUACCUCAUCUUCAGAGCAUGUCUUAAAUCAUAGAGCCACAGAUGUAGGACCCAUCACUCCAGCCGUGGAGAAAUCAACAGUAAUGAAAUGUCCAACAAGGCUACAAACUUCCACUACUUCAAGAGCAACAACAGAUCCACAUCACACCUACACCACAGGGCCUAUAACUACUGGUACAGAAUCCACCUCUUCUACAGGACCUAUAACCUCAAACAGGGAACACCUUACCUCUGCUCCAGUGCACACCUGCACCACAGGGCCCAUCCCAAACACUGCUCUGCUGGAAUUUCUGGAGCAGCUGGCACAACGAGGGGAUGACACUCACCUUCCCCAAUACCUUCACCAGGUUGCUGAAGCCUUUGUCUGUCAUGAAGACUAUCAAAGGGCACUAUGGUGCAUACAGUUAGAGAGACUCUACCACCAGAGAGUAUUGGACAACCUGAAUGCACUACAGGAACAAUGGGAGGCACAGUGUAAAAGGACUUCUACUGACUUGGCAACCCAACAUCUGGACACUCUUAAGCACAUCUGCCAGACGCACAGUCGACCAAGGGCUAAUGAUGCUGUGUAUGCAUCUCUGGACCUUUUAAGACCAACAUUUGAUAAAGGUGGCGCCGUAUCUCUAUGCACCUCAGCUUGUCAGGUUAAAGGAGGGAUGGAGCAGAGGGCCACAGACUCCUCCCUUCCUCUAAGCAGUCCUUCACUGUCACCCUCCAUUAGUUCGGCAGAUAGCCUCAAUUCUCCUGAGGUCACAGAAGCAGACAGGGAAGACCCAGACAGAGAAUUAACAGGGAAGGCCAGUUUCCACAAAUCUCUAUUGAAUGACAAGGAGGCCACUGACAGAGAGGGAGGAAAGGCAGAGGGAGGGCUGGGAUCCACCACUUCUGUUGAAGGAAGUGGAGUACACCCCUCCACGGCUGGACACAUGGAUCAGUCCAGACCCGCAGAGCAGCAGGGAGGAGAUUUAGCCCCAGCACAGGAAAAGGAGGCAAAAAAAGAAGAAGAGGAGAGGGACGUGGAAGAGGCAGCAGAGGCUCUAGAGAUGGAAGAUGAGGGAGAAGAAGAGGAGGAGGAGAAACAGAAGAGAAGACAUGUUACUUUUUGUCCGGAAGCUCUCCCAGUGGAGACCCUCGGCAGAGAGGUGGAGGUUCAACAUCUGCACCAGGAAGCUCUGGCAGAGGAGAAGAUACAUCAAGAGAAUUGGCUUUCCCAAGAAAUCCAGGAGGGUGAUAAAAACUCUAAGGCUCUUCUUGAAGUUCACCUUCUUCAAGGCGCUCAUAUGAAGCAUCAGGAACAGGGUGGUGAUGGGAAAGAGGAAGAAGAGGAGGAGGAAGAAGAAGAAGAAGAAGAAGAGGAGUAUGAAGUAGAGCAAGCUGACCUCAUCAGAGCUGCUGCGUCAUUGGACGACAUGGCUAAACUCAUCACUGUAGAAGAGAUGUCUCCUGCCCCUGGUCUGGUCUCCAUAUUGAAGAAGCGGAAUGUGUGUGUUGACACUGUGACUGUGUCUGCCAAUUCAGAGCCUCAGGGAAGUAAACCACCUUCCAAAAGACGAGUCCGCUUUAGAGUUCCUGAUGACGGUUUUGAGCAGGAUGUUGGUGGAGGAGACUCGUGUCUGCUUCUUUUCCUGCUUUGUCUAGUUACUGUUGUGAUCAGCGUGGGAGGCACUGCCCUCUACUGUGCUCUGGGUGACACCCACUCCUCAGUCUGUCAGGACUUCUCCAGAAAUGCAGACUUCUACAUCAGUCAGAUCCAGCGUGGAAUAGCUCAAAUUCAGCACUGGUUUGCCCCAGCCUCAUAGCAGUGGGGCAGUUUAUCAACCAUGUGAAGCCAAUGGCAUCACUGUUGAUGAGCCUGUGCUCCACCUGUUCUUGCUGGAAAGUGAUUUCUGAGGUAAUGGUGCCAGGUAGCUGCCACAGGUUCUUUUUAAUGUGGAUUAUGUGGCUAUUAUACUGCCUUAAUGGUACAGCAAUCAGAUAUGUCACCCAGUUUGUUAAGACGUAGCCAAGUGUCAUAAAGAUGUCUCCUUACAACAUUUUAAAACGGUAAUUUAGAAACAAAACAGUUAGACACAGAUCAAAACUAAAGAAGAAAGUAAGCAAACAGGAAGAACCACCUUAUUCAUGCCCCUUCAGCUCUGUCCAGAUAAAGUUUGGUUUAGAAAAUACCUGAAUGUGUCCUGUUGGGAUAUCUUAGAGGUGAAUUUAUAACAUACACAUCAACUGUAGGACGGUGACACACUGGCUGAAGAAAUCCUCCACAGAUGGAGUGGACUGGACACCAACUCUAAACUGAAGAAAAAAGAGCAGUAACAACUGUUCUAACCUGUGGAGUUGUAAAACGACAUAUAAUGUAGAGUUUAUAAAUAGGGUGGGCAUGGAGAUGCUCUCUCUACAUACUGCACAUAUGCGAAGGGCCCAAUGGGCAUUUUACAAACUGUUGCAACCACUGGUGUUGCUUUUAUUGUUGACAUUUUUAAAAUGGAGAUGAAAUUUUAAAAUGAACAAACCAUUCUCUGGUCUAAUACUUGGAAUGAAAUCGUUUUGUCUUAACAAUGUCUUAAAUCUUUGAAUGAAUGUUUUGCCUUCAACAUUCAACUUUGCUUUGUAUCAUUUAUGAGUCAUUUAUAGCCAAUAACAGACAGAAAAAGGUUGGCAAACCUCAGAUUUGAGUUUCAUAAGAACAACAGAUGCAUCGACUACAUCUUGGGGGAAAUUGUCCAUUUUAUUAGAAAUAGCUGUGAACAAAUUAAUAUUUGCUUAAAAACUUGCAUACCAGGUGUUCAGCAGAUGUUAUGGUGAAAAAAAACUAUAUUCCCCAUGUGUCAACACAUUUGACAUGUCUUGCUGGCCCUUUUCUGUAAAUUUUCCACUGGGGAAAUGUCUGCUAUUGGUUCCAAUGAGCUCGAUUAACACUGCUUUGUGUAGCACGUAAAGGAACACAGUGAACCUCUGUAUAUAUUGUCAAAAGAAUGUUUAUCACAUUACACAUAAGAAGGGUAUGGCUUUUUUUUUUUUUUUUUUUUUUUUUUAAGAUACUGCAAUAUUUCUACAGGUGCUGUCCUGUCAUCAACUGAUUAAAUACAGGUUUUUUACAGUUUGGUUGAAAAAUAUCCAUAUGCACAACUUUCUCUACAGUUCAGUGUGAGAAUCCACCUGCCAAUGAACAUGAUGUCCAGACAGAUCACACUUGAACAGAAAAAGAUUUAACCAGGCCCAGAAAAAAAGGACGAAGGAUGUGUAGAAUUAAUACUGAAAACAAAAACUCUUGAGAGUAAUUUACCAGGAUUUAAUGGGAUCAUUUGAUUAACUAAUUUGGACUAACUGUGUUAGUUCAGCUAUGUCUGUCUAUGUUUUCUGUUAAGGACUCUACUCUGCAGGUCAUCCUCAGUGUGUGUUUUCCCAGUUUUUACAAUUCAGAACACAUUUUGCCACUAAGUGGCAGUAACUUUUGCCAUUACUAGUCAAACACAUAUUCUAAUAGUUUCAGAUAGAGAUGGAAUACUUUCCUUGUUCAGUUUUUCUUAGGAAAUAUGUUUUAUUCUAAAGAAAACAAAAAUCCCAAAACAAAUCUGUUAUUGUACAUAAAACCAACAGCAGGUGUAACUUUUUUUUUCCUUUAUUUUUUUCUUUUUGUCCUUUCCCUCUUAUGUUUUAUUUUAAUACAUUGCAAUAGGUGGCAUCCUGCUAAUUAUUUCCCCUGUUAAAGGAUGCCAAAAUAAGUGCCCUAGAAAAACCACGUAUCUCUGAAAGAUGCAAAAAAAAGAAGAAAAAAAGAAAAUCUAGUUUCCUACCUAUGCAUUUUCAGUAUUAUCCUCAACUUAUGGCCUGUCAGUUAAAAUAAAUGAAAAAUCCUUGGAGAUAUGAGGUUUUCCCAGGGACCACGGGUUCAUUCUUGUUUUUAUUUGCACAUGUCUUCUGGCUGGUUCAGUCGACUGUAACACUGAAAACAUCUUAUUUAAUCUUGUGGAUUAUUUUAAUUAUUUAUAAGGAUAGGGCUCUCGUGUAUUUAGUUUAGAAGGAAAACAGGUGUAAAUCCUUUAUUCUGUUUUAUUUGGGAUGUUUUUGUUUUUGGCUUGAUUUUUGCCAUUGUAGAUCAUAUUGCUUCCAUUUCAUUUAUUUCUUUAGGGAGCUUUUAUAGAGAAUUAGACUUUUUAAAAACAGAAAUCAUUUUAAUACUUUGGUCAUAAUUAUUGGUUAUAUAAGGUUUCAUCAGUUUGCCUUACUGACUCCUGUAGGUGAUCUGAAAUUGGAGUAUGUCCAACUGCUGUCAUCUUCACAUCUUCACUGUAGAUUGUGAUUUGUUUACAGGUACAUGCACAUGUAUUUUACUUGGUCAGUCUUUAACAGAUUUAUUAAUGAAUGUAUGACAAGCAGUCUUUCUUAUGUAUGAAUCAAUAUUGCUGAUUUAUGACAGGUAUGUUAUCUAUUCAUGAAUGAUUUUUCUUGUUUCUUGCAAAUUGUUAUAUUUUGUUGUUUCUGAAAACUGCCUCCUUGUUGUAUCUCCUGUUAAAGACAUUGAAAGUGUUCA
Sphaeramia orbicularis (orbiculate cardinalfish) is the source of this 5417-nucleotide messenger RNA. It is a transcript of the gene cnsta, whose product is annotated as consortin, connexin sorting protein a. The record is from RefSeq and is a predicted model, not a curated record. Gene Ontology annotation, cellular component: transport vesicle; trans-Golgi network; plasma membrane. NCBI's taxonomy places the organism in Eukaryota, Metazoa, Chordata, Actinopteri, Kurtiformes, Apogonidae. The transcript has 13 exons. The coding region runs from base 184 to 2688 and encodes 834 amino acids. Gene Ontology annotation, biological process: positive regulation of Golgi to plasma membrane protein transport. Gene Ontology annotation, molecular function: connexin binding.